GAGAAAGCUGGGAAAGGGUUGUUUAGGAAAAGCUGUCAGCUGAGGAGAACGGAGCAGGGCGGAAGGGGUGAAAGAAAGGACAGAUAGAUGUCUGAACUAGACAAACACGGUCAUGCCCAGGACAGGGACGGUCACUGGACCCAGGAAGGAACCCAAGUGCUGGUAGCCGAGGUCAUCAGGUCAAUGCCCCUGUCGCUUGGCCGAGAGGCCCCGAGCCAGAACUAGGCCUUUCCUGGUAGCAGUGUCUGGUCGCGGUCCCCAGCUUUCUCCGCGGGAGCCCCCCCUGGCCUUCCUCUCCUGUGCCCUGUCCCCGCCCCCGGUCCCGGCCCGCCCUCGGCCCCGCCUCCGGGGCGGGCUCCGGACCGACCGGCGCCGCCUCCCCUCCUCUCAACCAGCGGGGCCUCACAGCCCCGAGCCGCCCGGGCAACGAGCGCCGCGUCCCCGGCCCGCCCGGCCGGCCAGGCUCGGCCCCCGCCUGGGUCUGCCACCCCGGGCCAUGGAGCCGCGGCCGCCAGGGCCCCGCAGGAAACACACCUCGUGUGAACUCUUGACCGGAGACUGCAAAGACUUCUGCUGACCCAGGUGGAACCGCCAAUUCUCUCCCAAGUUCUUGUAUGCCUGUUAGAAGCUGCUGACUUAAAGAGAUUCAGAACCUCCAGAUGGACCCUGUGCAGAAGGCUGUGCUCUCACACACAUUUGGAGGACCCUUGCUCAAGACCAAGCGUCCAGUCAUUUCCUGUAAUGUCUGUCAAAUCCGAUUCAAUUCUCAGAGCCAGGCAGAGGCACACUACAAGGGUAAUCGCCAUGCCCGAAGAGUCAAAGGCAUCGAAGCUGCCAAGACCCGAGGCAGGGAGCCUAGUGUCCGGGAAUCAGCAGACCCAGCUCCAGCAGGCAGCACCCCCCCAAGUGGGGAUGGAGCAGCCCCUCGUCCAGUUUCCAUGGAGAAUGGCCUGGGUCCAGCUCCAGGAUCCCCAGAGAAACAGCCUGGCUCCCCAUCCCCUCCCAGUGUCCCAGAGUCUGGACAGGGUGUACCCAAGGGUGAAGGGGGAACUCCAGCCCCGGCUUCCCUGCCUGGGGGUAGCAAGGAAGAGGAGGAGAAGGCUAAGCGUCUGCUCUACUGUGCACUGUGCAAGGUGGCUGUGAACUCCCUGUCCCAGCUUGAGGCACACAACAAAGGUACUAAGCACAAGACAAUUUUGGAGGCCCGAAGCGGGCUGGGGCCCAUCAAAGCUUAUCCUCGGCUGGGGCCUCCCACUCCUGGGGAACCAGAGGCUCCUUCCCAGGACCGAACCUUCCACUGUGAGAUUUGCAACGUCAAGGUCAAUUCGGAGGUCCAGCUGAAACAGCACAUCUCCAGUAGGAGGCACCGAGAUGGCGUGGCCGGGAAGCCCAACCCUCUACUGAGCCGUCACAAGAAGCCUAGGGGCGCCGCGGAGCUGGCGGGCACACUGACUUUCUCCAAGGAGCUGCCCAAGUCCCUGGCAGGUGGCCUGCUCCCCAGCCCCCUGGCGGUGGCUGCGGUGAUGGCCGCUGCAGCAGGCUCCCCGCUGUCCCUGCGCCCAGCUCCAGCCGCACCUCUUCUGCAGGGACCACCGAUCACACAUCCUCUACUCCACCCGGCCCCAGGACCCAUCCGAACUGCGCACGGACCCAUCCUCUUCUCCCCCUACUGACCUCAACCCUGAACCCCUCCCAUUGAAUCCCCCACCUCCAGCCGGGACCCAGGCCUCCGGGCUCCCAGCCCCUCCUCCCGGCGCUCCCUGAAUGGUCUCUCCUUCCCCCCACCCCGAGGUACGGGGUUCCAGGAAAGGGAAGGGGUAGCGGGGAAGGGGGACUUAAGAAGGGGGGGAACACCCCAGAUCUCAGGGAACCCCGCCCCCUGUCCUUCCCUCUCCCCUAGAAAAGAGGGGGGCCGUCUCACCCCCGAGCCCCCUCGGAGACACCCCCUCCCAAAAGCCAUGUCCAUCCAACCCUUCCCCUCCAAACCUAGCACAAAACGGGGUUCACAAGCCAUGGUCGGGGCCCGGGGGGAGAACAUGGAUUUUCUUGGCAAUAAGCGGACUCUGGGACUCCGGCCCCCCUACCCCAAACUAAAGCGCUUCCGUGAACAAACCCGUCCUCCGCAGGGGGAGGGGAGCAGGCGGGAUCCUGGGUCCCUCGUAAGCACUUUGGUUUUACCGCCUGCAACCUCACUGUGCCCGCCCCGCACCGCACCAUGCCCCAACCCCAGGUCCAGUCGGGCCCAUCGCAGGGGGCAGCACUCGGGGGCAUCUCAGGCACUUGGGUGGGACCAAGGAGAUGCCCUCAUAGACCCUUCCCUUGCCUUCUUCCUCCCCGGUCCGGGUUCCAUUCUUUUCACCAGCACCCAUCGCCCAAGGGGUACCAAGGGGGGCAAGGGGUGUCCAGUCCAAGCCCACCUCCGCCUCGCCUUCCGCAAAACUGUGAGCAAAAAGCAAUAGAAGCCUCGCCCCCGCCCCGCCCCGCCCCUUUCCGCAGGAUUUGCCGUCUGUAGCCUCCCCAUCCCAAUCCCUAGACCUCAUGGCUGCCCCCUCCCGUGACACCUCCACUGCACAACUCGGGCGGGGGCGUGACCCCCCAACCUGUUCCUUCUGUCGUUUCUGUGUGGUCAGCCCUUCCAGCGCCGACCCGGGAUGGGGAUCGGCCCCCACUGGCCCUCCCCUCCCCCAUGGACUCUUUCUGCUUGACAAUGUAGCAACCCCGGCCCUCCACCUUUGCCCUCCCUCUUUCCUCCUUGACAAUAAAGUCUGGAUUCGUUCUGCCCUCCGC
This is a messenger RNA of Mesocricetus auratus (golden hamster), 2787 nucleotides long. RefSeq names its product zinc finger protein 385A (gene Znf385a). Lineage: Eukaryota; Metazoa; Chordata; Mammalia; Rodentia; Cricetidae. The record is from RefSeq and is a predicted model, not a curated record. Gene Ontology annotation, cellular component: nucleus. Gene Ontology annotation, molecular function: nucleic acid binding; zinc ion binding. The transcript has 9 exons. Bases 660 to 1673 code for a protein of 337 amino acids.